Messenger RNA from Symbiodinium pilosum, 2658 nucleotides. NCBI's taxonomy places the organism in Eukaryota, Dinophyceae, Suessiales, Symbiodiniaceae. The record is from the annotation of a GenBank genome assembly.
AUGGCGGAUGCCCAGGAGCUUCUUAGCGCCGGCCUUGCUACCUUGAUCAACAAGCCCUUCCGGGGAGGCGAGUAUGAUGUGGUCCUUCAAAUAUCGCCGAUUUCAGGUUUCUCAUCAGAUUUCGACAAUCCUCAACCUCCGCCACUGGGAGCGCUGGCACAUGUACUUCCAAGACCCGGUGCGAGAGGCCUGAGUUACAUCGUCGUGGGAGGAGAGGGCGCAACGAAUUUCCCGCGAGAUGAACUGCAUACAGGCUUCAAGAAGUACAUGGAACGGAUAGGCUUUACAGCUGUGCACGUGGAGAAGGCCAACUACCUCAAUUGGGAGAAAGCCAUGUUCGAUACCUUUCCUCCGAAGCUGACGGAGCUCGUCUUGGAUGAUGAGUGGAAUAAGGCAGUUGGAAGAAUACCGCCGAUGGUUGCGAAUCUCUUUGUCCGCUUUCGCGUGAACACCCUCGUGAAUUACGAAGUUGUGGAUCGCGCGUUUGCGGCCUUUGAGGAGGAUUUGCGAGGAACGCCAGAUUAUGUUCGGGCUACAAAGUGGUGGAUCUCUGUGGAGAAGAAGGUUCUCCAGAGCAUCCGCGAUGGAUACAUCAAGCGUUCCCGGGAAGCGGACAGUAAGUCCAAAGACAGCUUCGGCAAUGUUCUCGUCAGUGAGAAGGUGAAGGGCAUGAAGAUGUCCUGGGAGUCCAUCUGCUCUCGCGUUUGCGUCAGAGACAUCCUGGCUAGCACGGAUAUCACGGAGACCACCUUCUCCAAGCAGAAUUUGGAUGACAUCCUGUGCUACGCGGUCACGAGCAUGACCAGCAAGCUGUUGCGCAUCUACGCUUUCAACAGGUACGUUAGCGGGCGCGAUCCUGACAUCGCGCAGCUUGAGCCGUACCUGCUGGGCACGAAGGACACCUCAGCGAUGGACUUCCGGAACUUUCCGGAGCUCCACGGCGACAUCUCGGCCAUCCAGAAAGAGGUUGUUGGCAAUCCGAUGUACGACCCGGCCGGCAUGCUGGUGGGAUUAGCCUUGAUGAGUGCCACCGAGGAACAGGCCUCGCGUGUGAACAACAAGCUCUUGCUUGCAGAGUCCCUGAUUUCGCCAGAGGCCCGCACCCAGGCGAUGAAAGAUGCCUAUGCUGGCCUAGGAGAGUCGGCCCUAGUUGACGUCUUCUUUGCAGAUAAGGAGGAGAAGAUUACUCGAGCCGCCACGCUCAGCACCGAAGUACGCUUGCUCUUCAUCACGGAUGCGGGUGAUGAAGCAGACAACGAAGCUGCGUUAUGGCUUCUUUCAACUCACUUGAAUGCCUUGGAGGAGCUACGUGUGGAUGUGGUCUUUGCAACCGGGAAUCCUGCUUUGAGGGCGAUGCGUUGGGCAAAGAUUCUCAACUCGCUGAAAAAGGAGGACAUACCGGGUGCCGAGAAGAUCCGUUAUCUACUCGGGCCGGAGACAAAGCGUGAGAUGAGGUAUUAUACCAAGUACAACCCAGCGGACCUAAAAGCAGCUGGCAUGGUCGAUCUCGAAGAUUCGAUUUGGGACGGCGGGAAGUACGCCAUUAUCAUCCAAGCCUCGCCACUGGAGGGCUUUUCGGAGAACCUGACUUCCCCACCCGCAGGCCCUGAAGGCUCCCUUGGCCGGCUGCAACCCAGCUUCGCUGGGAAUGGAUCGCCUCUGUACAUUGUGGUUGGUGAAGAGGGCACAACAAACUUUCCGAAGGACAAGCUUCACAAGAAGUUCAAAGACCACAUCCUGCAGAAGGGCUUCAAGGCCUGCCACGUGGGGUCCAACAACUACAUGCACUGGACAACGGACUUCUUUGCGAACAUGCCCGCCACGCUCAUGAAGGAGGCCUUGCAAGACGAGUGGAAGAAGGCUGUUGGCCGAAUCCCGCCAGACAUGUCAAACGUCUUCAUCCGCUUUAAGGUCAACUCGAAUGUUAACUACGUAGUUGUGGAGCACGCCUACGCAUCAUUCGCUGAGAGCAGAAAAGAUGACGGCAGCUUCAAGAAAGCCAUGUCCUGGUGGUUGGAACUCCGCCCUGCCAUCAAGCAAGCUGUCAUGGAGAAUUACGUGAAGGUCUCCAGAGCGCAUGACGUUUCGAAGGACAAGUUCGGUAAUCCAAAGAUCAAGGAGAUGGUCAAGGGGCAACAGUGCACAUGGAGGUCCUUGAUGGCAGACGAGUGUGUGCAGGACAUCAAGUCUGCGGCUUCGCUCACCGACACAGCUUUAGAGGUGUUGACAGUGGACGAGGUAAUGAGCUUAGCUCUGACAGAGAUCACUGGCAAGCUCCUCCGAAUCUAUGCGUUCAGUGCCUUCGAUGCCGGGGUCACGCCAAAUCCUGCACAAUGCCGAGGCUAUGUGUCGGGUUCUACCACCAACCCACCGCUGGACUUUUACCAGUUCCCGCGUUUGUUGGGCGAUGUCUCCGUUUUAAAGAAGGAGGUGGUGGGCAAUCCCAUGUACGACACAUCUGCAGUACUCUUCGCGCUGUGUCUCAUUACGGCGACAUCGGACCAAGUGGACACGCUGCUGUCAAAGGUGACGGAAGGCUCGGUACUUGCCAAAGCAGAACGGGACGAAGUGCUCGUUCGGGCCUUCCGUGGAGAGGCCUUGGCUGGGCUCCUCACCAGCUUCCUGGAGGGCAAGGUCACGCCUAGUAAGUCUGGUUGA